CCUCUUUUGUUUUACUUCUUUAUUCUCACUUAGAUUUAGCUAUGUCUGGACGCGGCAAACAGGGCGGUAAGGCUCGCGCCAAGGCCAAGACCCGCUCCUCCCGGGCUGGCCUGCAGUUCCCCGUGGGCCGCGUUCACCGCCUCCUUCGCAAGGGCAACUACGCGGAGCGGGUGGGCGCCGGCGCCCCGGUGUACUUGGCGGCCGUGCUGGAGUACCUGACGGCCGAGAUCCUGGAACUGGCUGGCAACGCGGCCCGCGACAACAAGAAGACUCGCAUCAUCCCGCGCCACCUGCAGCUGGCCAUCCGCAAUGAUGAGGAACUCAACAAGCUCUUGGGCCGCGUGACGAUCGCUCAGGGCGGCGUCCUGCCCAACAUCCAGGCGGUGCUGCUCCCCAAGAAGACCGAGAGCCACCACAAGGCCAAGGGAAAAUAAGUUUUUGAUCUUUGUCUUGGACUGCCCUGGUGGAAGUUACGCAAAACAAAGGCUCUUUUCAGAGCCACCC
Molecule: messenger RNA, 504 nt
Organism: Mesocricetus auratus (golden hamster)
Lineage: Eukaryota; Metazoa; Chordata; Mammalia; Rodentia; Cricetidae
Product: histone H2A type 1-E
Exons: 1
Coding region: 42-434 (130 amino acids)
Cellular component (GO): nucleosome
Molecular function (GO): DNA binding; protein heterodimerization activity; structural constituent of chromatin
Source: RefSeq, a predicted model, not a curated record